Naegleria fowleri is the source of this 1311-nucleotide messenger RNA. RefSeq lists its product as uncharacterized. The transcript has a single exon. The coding region runs from base 1 to 1311 and encodes 436 amino acids. The record is from RefSeq and is a predicted model, not a curated record. NCBI's taxonomy places the organism in Eukaryota, Heterolobosea, Eutetramitea, Acrasida, Naegleriidae.
AUGCCUCCUCCUGUAUUUAAAGGACUGAAGAAGAGAAAGUCAAAAACUGCCCAGAAGCGGAAGGCUUCAAGCAGCAUUAAGAAUGUUGCUGCUGCUGAUCAAUCAACACAAUCGGCAGGCGAGGAGGAAUCAUCAAAGGUAACAAGCUCUUCGGCACAAGAACCAUUGUCUCCCGUUCUCGGAUUAUCAUCUCGAGAAGAACAAGAUCAAACGGCAGAAGAUGAAGCCAUGAAUGAUCAUGUAUUGCAAACACAACAAGACGAAGAUUCACCAGAAUUAACUCAUCCGCCAAGAACUAGAAAAAGAAAAAAGAAAACCGCUGCAUCCAGUGAUGAUGAAAACGAUCAAGAUUAUGAGCCAAGUGAAGAAGAGCAACACGAGGAGCCUGCAGCAAAAACUCCAAAGAGAAAAGUCUCUUAUCUUCCAACAACAUCGUCGUAUCGUGUUCCAGUGAUAGAAGAUGAAAGUGACAGGAUGACCUCACCACCAAGCUCUAGAAAGAGAGCCAAGAAUUUUACCCCUGAUGAAGAUCGACUUGUGAAACGUGUGGUUCUCGACAUUUAUGGUGAUGUUCCUAAGGUUGUUAACAAGAAAGUGUUCGAAUUGAUGUCCAAAAUUCUGGAUGGUAGAGAAGGCCAAGCCAAAGGCAUUAAGAAACAUUAUUAUAGAACAGGUGUCUAUAAACAAACUGAAACAGAAAUGAUGGAAACAGAGGAAGCAGAUAACCAAAAGCUACUUCCAUUUAAAGAUGAAAUUUUGAGACUAAAGGAACUUAUGGCGGAAGAAAUAGAGAUAGAAGCACAACGUAAACGAGCAGCUCAGUUGAGUGAGAUUAGAAGAUUAUCCAAUGAGAUUGAAGAUUUUAAUGCCAGACACUUCUCAACUCCCAAAAAAUCACCAGCAGGAAAAUCAAGCACUUCGUCAACUCCUCGAAAAUCUCCCAAAUCAUCGUCCUCAACUCCAACAAGACAGCGUGCAAGCUCUUCCAGUAGCAGAGAAAAAGAUGAAGAAACCUUAUAUGCAGAAAAGUUAAUUGAAAAAUUGACUGCAGAGACGCAAAAAUCGUCUGAUCUUGUUGCUCAUGCUCUCUACGCAUGCAGUGGAGAUCCUAAACUUGCUGCUCGUUUAUUGGAUGACUCUGUGGAGCUCACAGAGAAUGAAAAAAGCAGAAUAUGGACCCAAGAGGAGGAUAAGGUUUUGACUAUGAAAGGAAGACCAUUGAAGGCUUUGAUUGACUUGAAAGGAGAAGAUCUUGUUCAAGCUAGAUUGGCAUGGUUGGAGAGUGCAGAGUAUGGAGAAGUUGAAUACUAG